UUCGAUGGAUUUACAUGGAAAUGUAUCUCGUGAGUUGGCACAUCAGGUGGAUUUGAUUACGUGCUAUCGAAUGGCUCCGCAUGAGGAUGAAGAAGAGACGAGAGAGCGGGCUUGUGCGAAUUUGGUAAAGGUUUUGUUGGCGGCUGAAGGGGGCAAUGAGAAGGAGGAGGGAGGAAGGCCGAGAUUGCCGGUCAAGGCGUGGAUACCGCUACCUAUAUUGCUGCCAGGAGAACAAACUUCUACGCGAGAUGAACCUGCUAAGCAUAUAUAUGCUGCUGUGCCGGAAGUGGAAGCGAUGGAAGGCGUGUUGGAUGCUGCGAUCUGGGUGGGUUAUGCUUGGGCUGAUGAGCCUCGCAAUUGCGCCGUCGUCAUGGUCACUGGCUUUGAGGAGAGUGUCGUCAGGUCGGGAGCAGAGAAGCUGGCGGAAUUAUUCUGGAAAGCACGCGCUGAUUUCAAGUUUGUGGCUCCAACUGGCAACCUCGAGGAGUGUAUAAAUACCGCCAUCGCAUCCUCAUCCCGUCCGUACUACAUUUCCGACUCGGGCGAUAAUCCCACAGCCGGUGGCUCGGGUGAUGUGACCUGGUCACUUGCACAAAUCCUCGCACGUCCCGAAUUCCAGAGAGAAGACGGACUGAAGGUCAUCUACGCUAGUCUCCCCGGUCCAGAAGCAAUUCGCAUAGCCUUUGAAGCUGGAGUCGGUGCCACAGUCACAGUCACAGCCGGAGCAAAGGUCGAUCACAUACAUCACGGACCCAUCACCAUGACAGGCAAAGUUCAUUCGCUCAGAACAGGUGAUCGCUACGCCCAACAAGAAGCCGUCUUGCAAGUCGGAAGUGUCUUUGUCAUCCUCAGCAAGCUCCGCAAACCUUUCCACAAGGAGGGCGAUUUCAGGAAUUUAAACUUGGAUGCGCGACAGGGCGUGGAUGUAGUCGUGGUGAAGAUCGGAUAUCUCGAGCCGGAGUUGUAUGAUAUGGCUGCAGAUUGGAUGCUCGCUCUUACUCCUGGAGGGGUGGAUCAGGAUUUGGGAAGAUUAGGUCAUUCGCGUAUUCAAAGACCGAUGUGGCCGUUUGAUCGGACUUUUGAGCAGGAACCCGAUCUGAAGGCGAGAGUUAUUCCGGCGUCGCACGAGAUGCUUUCUCUUGAUGAUGCUGGUGCGCGUUUAUGGUAGAACUAGAAGUUGCUCAUCCUGCAAAAAAAAAACGUUCUGGUUUCAUUUCAGUCAUUGUCCUUCUGUGUGUGUGAAGGACAUUUCGCUCGAACGAGGUAUCGUAUGAAAAGCUUCAAAAAGAAAUCAUGGCAGUCAUCGCCGGCGCUUUACGACCAGAAACUCUACAAGACACGCCUUGUCCUGCUCUUUUCCCAGUUCGGCUGCAUCAAAUCAACGCCUAGUCAAUCGUCAUCCUUUGAGGUACUUGACCUAAGGGAUGUGGUGGCCCAUUGAAUUCAUCUCCAAUCCACUUCCCGUCAGUCAACUCUCCGGUGUUUGGCACCUUCCUUCUCUGGAUGUGUGGCUUCAGGCCUUUGUUGAAGUUGAUCAUGCACGCAAUUGCGGUGCCGAUGGUGACGACUAACAGUAGUAGCGUCAGAACCGCGAAAGUUGUGAGCGAAGACCUCGCUGCAAGGUAGUCGUUUCUUCUUGCCGGCGUGUACAUUCUCACAAGCUUGAAGAUGAAGUAGGCCAUUGCGCCGAAGUAGAUGACGAUGACGCAAAACUGGCCCACGUAGCUCUCUUUCCGAUUGAUGUACGCGGCGACAAGCAGAAUGAUGAUGGUGAUGGGUAUUGCGGCAAUGGUGAGAUAGAACUCCGAGUCCGAUGUUCCCGUCACGACGACAACAAAUUGGACAGUGAAGCCGAGGAAGAAGAAGAAAUCGAACUUGAGCAGAGCGAUGUAAAUCUGGUAUGUCAGAUAGCGCCUCUUCAGUCGUAGAUCAGCCGAGAUGUGCUUGUAGAUAGUCCAGGCAAAUUCGUUGUACAGCUUCCAGGCCACAAAAGACAGCAAGACGGUGCCCAGUGCUAUCACACACGGUGCAGCGAUCAAAAACGGUCGCAGCUGUGGCCAUGUAUCGUUGUCGAUCUGAUUUGUGCGAUCCAGCUCGUGCACAGCCUCGUCCACUUGGUCCAUCUGUACGGACGAGUAGAUGAGCAUGCCGACAUUGUAUAUGCAUAUGCCAAUGACUUGAAUCGUGUUUUUCAGCCUCAACGCAUCCCACGCGAGCACGAGCUCGUAAAUGAAGCCAAAGAUGAACAGGGCCAGAUAUGUGGGGAUGGUGUACGUCGCCGACGGCUUGUCUACGCCAGGUGUUUUGCGGAUCUCCAAGCUGGCCUGGAACUCGCCAAAGACGUAGACUUCCAUAGCCAAGCUCGCUAUGGCCUGCGCGAGCACCACGAGCAUAAAGGCCCAGGUCCAUGUGGUGUUUGGUAUGUACAUCCUGCCGCACUUGCGCGUUCGAGUGGAGUCGGAGUUGAUGAUGUUGCGGGUGGUGAGGCCCUCACGAUCAUGGUAUCCGCCCGGUUCGUAGGCGGCAGGGUAAGCGGUCGCGUCGGGGUUAUAGAUGGGCGGUCGCUGGGACGAGAAGGAGUUGCCGUGCAGCGGCUGGUAGGAAGUAUCCUGACCGCCGAGCAGAGAGGUGCGUGGUUUGUGUUUGGAAGACGUGGUGGGCGAGGGAGCGAGCGCCGAGUGCGCCCGACCAGGAAGGGGUAGGAUGAAGAAGUCUUGUUAGGCCAAAGUACAGUGUACGUAGAGUAGUGUUUGACCAGGUGUCGCAGUCGAGGUGCAGGAGUAGGUCGUACCACCCUUUCUCCCCGUCCCUCCCUUGUUCCGGAGGCCAAAGGGACGGUAACGUUGUGAGGAUAUGGGAAGAAAAUAUUGACAAUGGCAGAGCGGUCCCUGGGAGCCUGCCUGGGAUUAUACAGCUGAGCGUGGAGGUGGCUAAGGCCGGGUGCUGGGGGCUAAGGAUCUGCUUACGAGCGCAGCCUUGGCCUCUACUUUCUACACUGCUCCGCACCUCGUCGUCGGCUGAUGCUCUCCUCGCUAGGGAGACCGGGCGCAGUCAAACUAUGCUGUGCUCUCUGUGCUCUUUCUGCCGGCUGCACUGCGCUGGAGAGGAAUGCUCCACAGAAAUCUGCCUUAAUGCUGCACUCGGCACUCUGCUGCUCCUCCCUGGUGUCACGACGUUGGACUUGGCGCCAAUAGCAGUAGACUCGACUACCGGACCCGUUCGCGCUGGCGGCUGUGAGCGUGUGUGUGUGUGCGGGUGUAUGUGUGCGCGGUGGGUGAGCGUGUGUGGUAGCCGGCGUGUAAUCGAUCAACAAUCCACGGGAUAUAAACGAGUGUGUGCGGUGGUGGGAGUGCGCUGG
Molecule: messenger RNA, 3358 nt
Organism: Sphaerulina musiva SO2202
Lineage: Eukaryota; Fungi; Ascomycota; Dothideomycetes; Mycosphaerellales; Mycosphaerellaceae
Product: MlrC_C-domain-containing protein
Exons: 2
Coding region: 5-1168 (387 amino acids)
Source: RefSeq, a predicted model, not a curated record